AUGGCACAAGUACUCCCGGUGGAGGAGGGACACCAUCAAGCGACAUCUCAGGCAACAAGACACAACAAGCCUCCCAACCUCCCUGGGGGACCGGUCGCCCUUGGCAAACCCGGCCAGCACUGGGACACCGUUUGGAUCACCUUCUGGCACGCUCACGAGUAUUCCUACGGCGGCAAAUAUAUCUUCACAAGGUACAGGGCCGGUCUCAAGCCCCGCGGGUGGAUCAUCAACCCAGAGCUCAGGGUCGUGGAAUUCAACAUGGAGCUCAGGUCCGAGCACCCCAGGAACGGCAGUGCCUACAGCCUUUACCUCCUCGGGGCUUUCUCCCACAACGAACAUCGGAUCUACAGGCUUCUCGUCACCGACCCUGUCAGGAUCUGGCUUCUGGAAUGA
Messenger RNA from Clonostachys solani, 393 nucleotides. Lineage: Eukaryota; Fungi; Ascomycota; Sordariomycetes; Hypocreales; Bionectriaceae. The record is from the annotation of a GenBank genome assembly.